Molecule: messenger RNA, 1213 nt
Organism: Mauremys mutica (yellowpond turtle)
Lineage: Eukaryota; Metazoa; Chordata; Testudines; Geoemydidae
Gene: CLDN14
Product: claudin 14
Exons: 4
Coding region: 503-1213 (236 amino acids)
Biological process (GO): bicellular tight junction assembly; cell adhesion
Cellular component (GO): plasma membrane; bicellular tight junction
Molecular function (GO): structural molecule activity
Source: RefSeq, a predicted model, not a curated record
GGGUAUAAAGGUCAGUGUGUCAGUGGGCAGUUGAUCAGACAGCUGAGGAGUUUGUGGAAAGUACAUCCCGAAGGAGAGUUGGCAGGUUGGAGGGUCAUUGAAAGAGGAGCUGACAGAAAUAGCAGCAGCAGCAGCAGCAGAGGGAGUCCUACCACUGAAGCAAACAAAGUCAGCAGACAGAAUAAGCCUAAUCAAAAUGUUGACUCAAGUCCUGUGCUUUGGCAGAGCUGGAUCUCAGAAUUUUUAACAGGAGGAGGCAAGGCAAGGUAAACAAUACCAAAUGGGGUCAAGGGAGCAACCAGACAACCAUGAAACUGAGACUGAAGGAUGGUGAAGACCUGAGCUCCAUUUCCAGCUCUGCCACGGACUGCCUGUGUGACCUUGGGAGUCCAGAAGGUGUCAGAGUAAAACUGUUGCACAUCUCCCAGGAAAGGCUUGUGUUUUCAGAAGGAAGCCAACCAGAGAUAUAUUAUUAAAGGGAAUAAUUAGGACAAACAUUAACAUGGCAAGCAUGGCUGUUCAGUUACUGGGCUUCUUACUAAGUCUCUUUGGUCUAAUUGGAACCUUAAUUGCUACUAUUCUGCCUCACUGGUGGAGGACGGCACAUGUAGGCACCAAUAUUAUAACAGCUGUGGCAUACAUGAAAGGGCUCUGGAUGGACUGUGUCUGGCAUAGCACUGGCAUCUAUCAGUGCCAGGUCCAUCGGUCUCAGCUUGCACUGCCUCGGGACCUUCAAGCAGCUCGUGCCAUGAUGGUGAUUUCCUGUGUUAUUUCCACACUGGCAUGUGUUGUGUCUGUUAUUGGCAUGCAUUGCACUCAAUGUGUCAAAGGGGCCUCUGCCAAAAGUUCUCUCGCUGUCUCUGGUGGAAUCUUUUUCAUCCUGGCUGGUCUCAUAUGCCUGGUUCCUGUUUCUUGGACUACUAAUGAUGUGGUUACAGAUUUUUACAACCCCAUGCUUCCCAACGGGAUGAAGUAUGAGAUAGGGCAAGCUCUUUACCUCGGUUUUUUCUCUGCAUCUUUGACUAUACUUGGCGGAGCUCUACUGUGUACAUCAUGCCAGAGUACUGGGAACAACAUACCUUACCAGCCACAACCAAGGAGCACAACAAGGGCUGCGCCUUCAUAUAGACCACCAACUGCCUACAAGGGAAACCAUGCUUCUUCUCUGACAUCUGCUUCACGAAGUGGCUACAGAUUAAAUGACUAUGUGUGA